Molecule: messenger RNA, 189 nt
Organism: Beauveria bassiana ARSEF 2860
Lineage: Eukaryota; Fungi; Ascomycota; Sordariomycetes; Hypocreales; Cordycipitaceae
Exons: 2
Coding region: 1-189 (62 amino acids)
Source: RefSeq, a predicted model, not a curated record
AUGACGCCGGAAGCUGCAGGCUUGCGCUUUCCGCUUCAGUUCGUUGAAAACGCACAGCAAAAAGACGAGAUCCAAUCAUGGGACGCCAAAUCAGACUGCCGCUCCAUGGCCGCCAAAGGCACGCGAAACCAGGUAUACGGAGACGGCCUCGGCGACGCCUGGCUGCAGCAAGUGGACAUGUUUCCAUAA